AUGUCCAAAAAUACCCCAGGACCAAGCAGGGCGUUGGAGAUCCAAGUGCCAUGUAUCGUGUUCCUCGUGACCACGCCGGCUUUCGUGGCUAUACGACUGUGGUCCCGAGUCAAGUCUAAGUCGGGGCUCGGCUGGGACGACUGUACUAUUUUGGCGUCUUGCAUCUUUGCGAUUAUCGUCAUGGCUUUUAUGCUGGCGUCCUGUGCCUAUGGCUUUGGCCAACACAUCGCGAAUCUCACAACACCGCAUAAGCUAAUGACUCUGAAGCUCUUCUUCGUUAGUCAAGCUUUCUACAAGCUCACCAUGAAUAUGACGAAGAUGUCCAUCCUGAUGCUAUAUCUACGCAUUUUUAUCCAGCGUUGGUUCCGGAUCACCUGUCAUGUGCUCUUGGCUAUCAUCACCUCCUAUAUGGUGGCCACCUUCUUCGCCUCCGUAUUUCAAUGCACGCCAGUGGCCCGGGCCUGGAACAAGACUAUCCCAGGAUCAUGCAUCAACAUAACCACUAACUGGUAUGCCAACGCCGGCUUCUCAAUCGCUACCGAUAUCAUCAUAUUGACUCUACCGAUGUACCCGCUCUACACAUCGAAAAUCCGGUUGAAGCGGAAAAUCGCCUUGAUGGGAGUGUUUGCCCUCGGCACCUUUGUCGCGAUUACAAGCAUUCUCCGAAUGCAGACGCAGGACUUCUCGUCCACCAGUCCUGACAUUACCUACGACAUAGCCUCCUCGGUAUGGACGAUAACCGAAGAAAAUGUGGCGAUUACCUGUGCCUGCCUGCCAAUGAUGUGGAUGCCACUUGCUAGGCUCUUUCCCUCGGUUUUUUCCAUAGAUCAUGGGGCCGACAGCCAUGGAAGCUCGGCUGCCAAGAACUCGGAACCUAACACCACUUCGCGUCCCCGAAGCAACUGGACCCAGCUUCAUGCGUACCCUGAUACCAAGGGCAUCAGUAUGGACCAAACCAGCGAUUCCCCAAACCGCUCAUCGGAAGAUAGCGCGGGCGAGGGCGGCGAAUCCCAGGAUCAAAUCGAAAACGGCAUCACGAAGGUCACGGAAUACUAUGUUUCUUAUUCUAAUGCGAAAUCGCUUCGAGGAAAAUAUAUCUCUAGGCCCGAAUAG
This is a messenger RNA of Penicillium roqueforti, 1113 nucleotides long. RefSeq lists its product as uncharacterized. Lineage: Eukaryota; Fungi; Ascomycota; Eurotiomycetes; Eurotiales; Aspergillaceae. The record is from RefSeq and is a predicted model, not a curated record. Bases 1 to 1113 code for a protein of 370 amino acids. The transcript has 5 exons.